AUGCCGCGGAUAAAGCUCAAUUUUAUCACAGGAAACGCACACAAGCUCGCCGAGGUGCAGGCGAUACUUGGCAGUACGGUCGAGGUAAAGAGCCAAACAGUCGACGUCCCUGAGAUUCAAGGGCCUAUAGAAGAUAUUGCGAAGGAAAAAGCCAGGCGCGCCUCCGCAGCAAUCAAUGGCCCUGCUUUGACUGAAGACACGGCGCUAGAAUUUCACGCGCUUAAUGGACUUCCCGGGCCCUACAUCAAAGAAUUCUUCAACGCAUUAGGCAAUGAAGGCUUGAACAGAAUGCUGGAUGGCUUCAAUGACAGAACGGCCGAAUCGGUGUGUACGCUUGCCUUCUGCAGCAAACCUGGGGCCGAGCCUAUAAUCUUUCAGGGAAGGACUAAGGGCGUUAUCGUGCGGCCAAGAGGCCCGGCAAACUUUGCCUACGACCCGAUCUUUGAGGUUGGAGCAAAGACAUAUGCCGAAAUGGAGAAGGAAGAGAAGAACCGGAUCUCUGAUCGAUACAAGGCCCUGGUAAAGUUCCAGCAGUGGCUGAUCGAGAACCACCAACAGCAGGUGUAA
Molecule: messenger RNA, 567 nt
Organism: Penicillium canariense
Lineage: Eukaryota; Fungi; Ascomycota; Eurotiomycetes; Eurotiales; Aspergillaceae
Product: non-canonical purine NTP pyrophosphatase
Exons: 6
Coding region: 1-567 (188 amino acids)
Biological process (GO): nucleoside triphosphate catabolic process
Cellular component (GO): cytoplasm
Molecular function (GO): nucleoside triphosphate diphosphatase activity
Source: RefSeq, a predicted model, not a curated record